Molecule: messenger RNA, 2327 nt
Organism: Aspergillus calidoustus
Lineage: Eukaryota; Fungi; Ascomycota; Eurotiomycetes; Eurotiales; Aspergillaceae
Source: the annotation of a GenBank genome assembly
CAGGGACAGAGUCUUCAUUUUCGCCUACAGAAUCCCAUCCGCAUCCCCGGCCGGCUCCGCUUGGCAAUUAGGUAACGCAUUGGAAGAGUGGAACUAUGGAACACACAGCAAAUUUUGACACUGGAAAUCUCAGACUCAGACAGGCCGGGGUAGCGAUGUGUCAUCCGCCUGUGCCUGUUUUCUUCGAGUUGGUCGGUUCUUGUUGUUCCUGCGUGGAUGCGUGAAGCGUGAGCGGUUAACAUCGGCCUCGCUUGUUUCUCUCUUGAUAUAUCCUGUUUCACACUGGGUCUGCGGAGCGCUGCGGAGCGGAGAGACUUUGAGUAAGAGAGCCUGGUUAAUCGCGUCGAAGCGCGCCUCGGAAUUAUGACUCAGUUUCAGCACUGGCCAGAGCUGGAUGAAACAGUCGUGCCGCAGAGGGAGUAUAGAGCAAACGUCGAAGAUGAGGAGAAGCCUGAGGAGAAGCAAGCUGUUCCGAACGAUGUCUUUGGGGAUGAGCAGGAUGCUGAGAUCAAGUACAAGGUGUUGAGUUGGUGGCAAGCUGGUUUCCUGAUGGUUGCGGAAACUGUGUCCAUUGGUAUCCUCUCGCUGCCCUCUGUCGUUGCGGCGCUGGGCCUCGUACCCGCGAUCAUCCUUCUAGUAGGCUUCGGCAUCAUGUCCACCUACACAGGCUACACAAUCGGCCAGUUCCGAUGGGCCUAUCCGCACGUCCAAAGCAUGGCCGACGCCGGCGAAGUGCUCGCAGGCAAAUUCGGCCGCGAGUUUCUAGGAAUGGGCCAGUUGCUAUUGAUCGUGUUCAUAAUGGCGAGCCAUAUUCUCACUUUCACUGUGGCCAUGAACACGAUCACAGACCAUGGAACAUGUUCGAUUGUCUUUGGCGUUGUGGGUUUGGUCAUUUCCUACGUGCUUUGCUUGCCGCGGACUUCGGCCAAGGUUUCGUACCUUUCUGUUGCGUCAUUCCUCAGCGUCUUCUCCGCCGUCAUGAUCGUCAUGAUCGCAGUUGGAAUCCAGAAGCCAUGGAAAGGCGACCUGGAGGCCGCGGUUGAUACGAAUCUGUACCAUGCCUUCCUGGGCGUGUGCAACAUCGUCUUCUCCUUUUCCGGCCACGUCGCCUUCUUCAGCUUCAUCUCCGAACUGAAAGACCCAAAGGAGUACCCCAAAUCGCUCUUCCUCCUCCAGGGUACCGACACGAUCCUCUACAUCGUCAGUGCAGUCGUCAUCUACUGCUACGCAGGCCCAGAAGUCACCUCGCCGGCGCUGGGAUCCGCCAGUCCGAUUAUCGGGAAGAUUGCGUAUGGGAUUGCGCUUCCUACUAUCAUCAUCGGCGGCGUUGUCAACGGCCACGUGGCAUGCAAGUACAUCUACGUGCGCAUCUUCCGCAAGACGGAUCGCAUGCACAAGAAUGAUUUUGUCGCUGUGGGCUCCUGGGCUCUUAUUCUGUUCGUGACCUGGGUCAUUGCGUGGGUGAUUGCUUCGGCGAUUCCCGUGUUUAAUAACCUGCUGAGUCUCAUCGCAUCGCUCUUCGCGAGUUGGUUUACCUACGGCUUCAGCGGCAUGUUCUGGCUGUACCUAAACCGCGGCCGAUUCUUUUCCACGCCAAUGAAGACCUUCCUUACAAUCGUCAAUGUCGCCAUGAUUGUUGUGGCGGCCGUUAUCUGCGGACUCGGCCUGUAUGUCUCCGGCAAAGCCCUCCACGAGGACUCGAGUCGGGCGAGUUUCUCGUGCGCGAGUAACGCAUGAUGAAUUCGAUUGGUUAUUCGGAGGAACAGGGCCUGGGGAUGGUGGCUUGAACAAUUGUGGCACAAUAGUUAAACUUGGAAUUCGGGGACCUGUAAGGUAGGACUAGAGGAUAGAUAGGUUGUAUAUAUAUAUGUUGGAGAUUGCAUUGUAAAUGUGCCUCCCCUGCGCUCUCAUCUCGCUCGUUCCGCAGCUAUCUAUACUUGGUUGAGCUAUACCCUUAAGCGAAAUAUAUAUAUCCAACAGGAACCAUCAUAGUAGUCGCACCGGCCUCUUCUGAGACACUUCCAAACUACAACAGAUGAGGAAAGAACGAUCCAAUCGGUUGCCCGGGUAGCAACCUGGGUGAUUUAGCUAGGCCGGUACGUCCUACAGACAACGCGGUCGUACCUGCCCUGAAAGGAAGGUCAGGCAGAGAACUUCCAAGGUGGAACGGAGGGUGCCUGAGGCGUAGUUGAUGGACAAAAAUGGUUCUAUUGGACAUGUUGACAAGCCUUCUUGAGCAUCGAGUGCUCAAUUUAAUGUUGGUCACAGUCAACAUCACAUCAAGCACGAACCCCCUGGACAAAAUGUCCCGUCACGUGUCGAUGUCC